This is a messenger RNA of Melospiza georgiana, 435 nucleotides long. It is a transcript of the gene C26H19orf25, whose product is annotated as chromosome 26 C19orf25 homolog. The record is from RefSeq and is a predicted model, not a curated record. Bases 93 to 425 code for a protein of 110 amino acids. The transcript has 3 exons. NCBI's taxonomy places the organism in Eukaryota, Metazoa, Chordata, Aves, Passeriformes, Passerellidae.
GCGGCCGGCAUAGAGGGGUCGGUCUGUCCGUCCGUCUGUCGGUCCGUGUGCGGUCCGAGGUGUCGCCCCUCCCCACAUGAGCCUCCCCCGGGAUGAGCUCCAAGGCCAAGCGGGUGCUGCCCACCCGCCCUGAGCCCCCCAGUGCCGAGCAGAUCCUGGCGGACGUGCAGGGCACGCUGCCCUCCGACCCCGUGUUCGUCCUGCCCGCCGAGCCCCCCCUGGACCCCCCAGGCCCCGCUCCAGGCUGCCCCGAGCCCGCGGCCGAGGAGCGGGAGCGGCUGUACCGGCAGAUCCGCUCCUACGUGGGGAUGAACCAGCGGCUGCAGCAGUCCCGGGAGCAGCUGCGGGAGUGGCGCCGGGAGCUGCAGAGGGUCGGGGAGGCGCUGGAGCGCGGCAUUGCUGAGAUGAGGCAGAAAGCGUUCUGAGGGACCGUGC